This is a messenger RNA of Apodemus sylvaticus (European woodmouse), 936 nucleotides long. RefSeq names its product olfactory receptor 1537. Lineage: Eukaryota; Metazoa; Chordata; Mammalia; Rodentia; Muridae. Gene Ontology annotation, molecular function: odorant binding; G protein-coupled receptor activity; olfactory receptor activity. The record is from RefSeq and is a predicted model, not a curated record. The coding region runs from base 1 to 936 and encodes 311 amino acids. Gene Ontology annotation, biological process: G protein-coupled receptor signaling pathway; sensory perception of smell. The transcript has a single exon. Gene Ontology annotation, cellular component: membrane.
AUGGCAGCAGGAAACCACUGCACAGUGACUGAGUUCUUCUUGGCUGGGCUCUCAGAGAAGCCAGAACUCCAGCUACCACUCUUCCUCCUCUUCACAGGCAUCUAUCUGAUCACUGUGGCAGGGAACCUGGGCAUGAUCACACUGAUUGGGCUCAGUUCACACCUGCAUACACCCAUGUACUAUUUCCUCAGCAGUCUGUCCUUCAUUGACUUCUGUCAAUCCACUGUUGUUACCCCUAAAAUGCUGGUGAGCUUUCUGACAGAGAAGAACCUCAUCUCCUACUCUGGAUGCAUGGCUCAGCUCUACUUUUUCAUCAUUUUUGGGGCUGCAGAGUGCUACACAUUAGCUGCAAUGGCAUAUGACCGCUAUGUUGCCAUCUGUAACCCCUUGCUUUACACUGUAAUUAUGUCCUAUCAGAUUUACAGUUCCUUGAUUUCAGGGGUGUAUAUUUAUGCUGUGCUCUGUGCAUCAGUUCACACGGGAUUCCUGGCAAGGAUUCAGUUUUGCAAAUUAGAUGUGAUCAAUCACUAUUUCUGUGAUAUUCUUCCCCUCUUGAAGCUUGCAUGCUCUAAUACCUAUAUCGAUGAAAUGUUGAUUCUAUUCUUUGGUACACUGAAUAUCUUUGUCCCAACGCUGAUCAUUAUUACUUCCUACAUCUUCAUCAUUGCCAGCAUACUGAACAUUCAAUCUAGUGAGGGCAGGUCCAAAGCCUUCAAUACUUGCAGUUCCCAUAUCUCUGCUGUUGCUAUCUUCUAUGGUUCUGCUGCAUACAUGUACUUACAGCCAUCAUCAGUGAGUUCUAUGGACCAAGGGAAAGUGUCAUCUGUGUUUUAUACUACUGUUGUGCCUAUGCUCAACCCCUUGAUAUACAGCCUGAGGAAUAAAGAUGUCAGUGUUGCACUGAAGAAAAUACUUGAAAGAAAAACAUUCAUGUAA